CAGCAGUUCAGGAAGAUGGUGGAACAGCGCAAAUCUUUUAAUUCCAAGUCUCAGCAGCAGAUAAUGAAUCAGUAUAAAGAGAUAAAUGUCUUACAAGAGGAGCAAGAUGAGAUUGCACUGCUUUUGAGUCUUGUGAGAUCACCUAAGAACUUGGAGCUGGAUGAUAAAAAUUACACCGAACUCAAAUUUUUGCUACAAACCAAGGAUGAAUAUGAUGCUUUAAUUAAGGCAAUGAAAUCCCUAUUAACAGAACUGGAUGAGAAGAUAAUGGACAUAGAAAACAAAAUAUUGAGACAAAAACGGAUCUUGGUGAAAAUACAAGAAACUCAAAACCCCCGGAAGUUACAAAAGCAAAUUUCUAUUUUGGAGACCCAUUUGAAUCUGGUGACUGUCCACUUUGACACGAUGCUAACCACCAAUUCCAAACUCCGGCAUGACAUAGAGGAUCUGCGGUUUGAGAAGGCAGCAUAUGACCAUGUCUACCAGCAGCUCCAUCGUCGGCUUGUGAUGCAGAAGAGAACAAUGCAUGUGGCCAUUGAGCAGUCUACGCAAGCUUACAACCAGCGGCUGGAAGCCAUGGCCCGAAUGGCUGCAAUGAGGGAUCGACGGCAAAAAGACAUCUCCCAGUACAACAUGGAGAUCAGGGAGCUGGAACGCAUUUAUGAUCAUGAGACAAAGCUGAAGUCCUUCUUACUCAUCAAACUUAUGGAUCGGGUUGAAUUUGAGGAACAGGCCAAAAAGGAAGAAGUCCUCAAGGCCAGCAAGCCCCACAAGAAGCUCAAGGGAGAGAGCUUCCAGAGCUACGAGGUAGCCCACAUGCGCCUGCUCAAGCUGUCCGAGCAUGGGGACCUGGAAAAACUGGUGACUGACUUCCUGUCGGAGGAGGAGAAGAAUUUUGCUCGGUUCAACUACGUCACAGAGCUAAACAAUGACAUGGAGAUGCUGAACAAGAAAAUCCAGAGUAUCCAGGAUGAAAUCUACCUGUUGAAAUCUCAGCAGCAAGCUUGUGAUGAUGAAGGUCAACAGACUGUGAGGGAAUUGGAGGAAAAACUAAAAAAAACCACGGAAGAUGCCAACCGGAUUGAGAACAACAACAAAGAGAUAAACAAGACUCUUGACCAGCUCAAAUCUUCUGUGGAGUUUCUGUUUAAGAAGAUCAACUGUGAUGCCACCAAGAUUUUGGAACACUUGGGAGAGACAGGGUCCAUUACGGACAUCAAUUUGACACAGUACUUUGCGAUCAUCGAGCAGAAGACGAAUGACCUCCUGUUGUUGGAGUCCUGCAUACGCUUCAUGGAAGCAGAAGGUGACAUGGAAUCCCCUGGGCCUUUGACAAACCCUUUCUGGGGUGGGACAUCGCUCCUGAGGUCAGCAGAACACGCCAAAAUCUUUGCUCCAGCCAUCAGUGCGGAGACCAUAAGUGAGAAGUUGGAGGAAUCUGAUCAACCUCUAGACCACAGUAAUCUCCGUAAUCUGGUGGCAGAAAAUCACAAUUCCAGGGAUAUGUCAGAUAAUAUAUAUGACGACAUCAGAGGCAAGAGGAAGCCAUUGACAGCAUAGGCUGUGUGGUGCGGUGCUGGGCAUGUGUGUACCAUAGCUAUGUAGAAUAAACAUUUUGUUCUGUAAGUCUGCUCAUGCUUUCAUUCACUGUCCCCACCCCCAACCUGAAAACACUUGGAUCAGCAAAGU
Messenger RNA from Dromiciops gliroides (monito del monte), 1689 nucleotides. RefSeq names its product coiled-coil domain containing 63 (gene CCDC63). Bases 16 to 1560 code for a protein of 514 amino acids. NCBI's taxonomy places the organism in Eukaryota, Metazoa, Chordata, Mammalia, Microbiotheria, Microbiotheriidae. Gene Ontology annotation, biological process: outer dynein arm assembly; cilium movement. Gene Ontology annotation, cellular component: axoneme. The transcript is spliced from 10 exons. The record is from RefSeq and is a predicted model, not a curated record.